This is a messenger RNA of Sphaeramia orbicularis (orbiculate cardinalfish), 4686 nucleotides long. It is a transcript of the gene sema3fa, whose product is annotated as sema domain, immunoglobulin domain (Ig), short basic domain, secreted, (semaphorin) 3Fa. Gene Ontology annotation, molecular function: semaphorin receptor binding; chemorepellent activity. Bases 374 to 2755 code for a protein of 793 amino acids. Gene Ontology annotation, cellular component: plasma membrane. The record is from RefSeq and is a predicted model, not a curated record. NCBI's taxonomy places the organism in Eukaryota, Metazoa, Chordata, Actinopteri, Kurtiformes, Apogonidae. The transcript is spliced from 19 exons. Gene Ontology annotation, biological process: positive regulation of cell migration; negative chemotaxis; axon guidance.
GGUCUAUCCACCUGCAGAAGCCUCUUCCCCUGCACUACUCACUUGAGCGUCGCAGCGCGCACGGCUCAUCCCCAGGAACAACUCUUUUGUUUCUUUUCCUCCUCGAGUGGAAAACACAAUCUGUUGAUGCGAUUUAGACAUCACUUCAAGUUAAGGCGGGUGCGUCAAGUUAAUUUUAAUCCGGGCUUUGUUGUUUGGCUGUGGGAUAAUCGUGCAAGAUCCGCGGAUACACUGAUACUCUGCGUGCGGACACAGGAGCUCAGAGGAUCUGGGUGGAUGGUUUUUAAUACUGACCAGCUGUAUAAUAGUAUUCACCGGACGUAACCACAAGCUCCUGGAUUCUCCUUUCCCCCUGUUAACAAACAGUGGGACAAUGUUGUGGGACAAACUGUGCUGGCUGCUGGCCCUGCUGGCCUUAUCAUCUGGGGCGCUGCCCCCCUCCAAUGAGCCCCUCUCUGCUCCAAGGAUAUUCCUGUCCUUCAAAGAGUUGAAGUCUACUGGCACUGCUCACCACUUCUCCUUUCUCCUGAACUCCACCGACUACCGGAUCCUUCGCAUGGAUGAGGACCACGACCGCAUGUACGUGGGCAGCAAAGAUUAUAUCCUCUCUCUGGAUCUGCACGACAUCAACAAGGAGCCGCUCAUAAUCCACUGGCCUGUCGCUCCACAGAGGAAGACGGAGUGUGUGUUGUCAGGCAAAGACACCAAUGGGGAAUGUGGAAACUUCAUCCGUCUGAUAGAACCGUGGAACCGGACCCACCUGUAUGUCUGUGGAACAGGAGCGUACAACCCCAUCUGCACCUACGUGGACCGAGGACGCAGGUCACAGGGUUCCCACUACCUACAGGCAACCCAAUCUGGAGGGAGAACAAGUCGGGCAGCAGACUACAGCACAACAUCAGAGCCUUUGGAGGCGAAGGAAUACAUUUUCCGACUUGAACCUGGUAAAGUGGAUUCUGGGAAGGGAAAAUGUCCUUAUGACCCCAAACUUAACAGCGUCUCAGCUUUGAUCAAUGGAGAGCUCUAUGCAGGAGUCUACAUUGAUUUCAUGGGAACAGACUCUGCUAUCUUCCGUACGCUAGGGAAACAGACCGCUAUGAGGACUGAUCAGUACAACUCCAGAUGGCUAAAUGAUCCAACAUUCGUCCAUGCACACCUCAUUCCUGACAGCGCCGAGAAGAAUGAUGACAAGCUUUACUUCUUCUUCCGUGAGAAAGCCUCUGAGAUGGGCCAGAGUCCCAUGACACAGUCCAGGAUAGGACGGAUCUGCCUGAACGACGAUGGCGGACACUGCUGUCUGGUCAACAAGUGGAGCACCUUCCUCAAGGCCCGUCUCAUCUGUUCUGUGCCUGGAGCUGACGGCAUAGAGACACACUUUGAUGAACUAAGGGAUGUGUAUAUCCAGCCAACUCAAGACACCAAGAACCCUGUCAUCUAUGGCGUAUUUUCAGUCUCAGGAGCUGUGUUUAAAGGCUCGGCGGUGUGCGUCUACUCCAUGGCUGACAUCCGAAUGGUCUUCAAUGGGCCUUUUGCUCACAAGGAGGGGCCCAACUACCAGUGGGUGGCUUACUCUGGGAAGAUUCCCUACCCUCGACCUGGAACUUGUCCAGGAGGCACUUUCACCCCCAACAUGAAAUCCACUAAGGAUUACCCAGAUGAGGUGAUCAACUUCAUGAGAAACCACCCAACCAUGCACAAUGCUGUAUACCCAGUGCACAAGCGCCCCCUGGUGGUCAGAACCAACGUGGACUAUGAGUUUACCACUAUUGCAGUGGACCAAGUGACGGCUGCUGAUGGGAGCUAUGAGGUUCUCUUCCUGGGCACAGAUCGAGGAACCGUCCAGAAAGUGAUUGUUCUACCAAGAGACGACCUGCAGACAGAGGAGCUGGUGUUGGAGGAAGUGGAAGUCUUCAAGGUUCCCACUCCAAUUACCACCAUGAAGAUUUCAUCCAAACGGCAACAACUGUACGUAGGAUCCGUGUUGGGCGUGACCCACCUGGCCCUCCAUCGGUGUGAUGUGUACGGGGAGGCCUGUGCCGACUGUUGUCUGGCCAGAGAUCCGUACUGUGCCUGGGAUGGUAAAUCCUGCUCCAGAUACUCAGCUUCACAGAAGAGACGCAGCCGUCGGCAGGAUGUAAAGUACGGCAACCCUAUACGUCAAUGCAGAGGUUAUAACUCUAAUGCUAAUAAGAACACUCUGGAGUCCGUUCAGUAUGGAGUUGAGGGUAGCACUACCUUCCUGGAGUGUCAGGCGAGGUCUCCUCAUGUGUCUCUCAAAUGGCAUCUUCAGAAAGAAAAUAGUGACCGAAGGAAAGAGAUUCGUUCAGAGGGUCGGAUCCUGAAAACUGAACAAGGUCUCCUGAUCCGCUCACUGCAGUCCUCUGACAGCGGCAUCUACCAGUGCACGUCCACAGAGAAAAACUUCAAGCACACACUCGUCAAACUGCAGCUCGUGGUCCUUUCCAGUCGCACAGUUAACAACGUCCUGGUGGAGACGGGCAGCCCGGCUCUUCCUCCGCUGCAGUCCAGCGCCUGGACUCCGAGUGCAGGCCAGUAUAAGGACCUUCUGACCAUCCUGAGUCAGCCAGAGAUGGGCCUGAUCAACCAGUACUGCCAGGAUUACUGGCAGCUUGGAGACAGCAGCCUCGGGGACACGAUGUCCACUAAAGCCAAAAGCCUGAAAGAGCUAAAAGAACAGAAGAAGCCCCGCAACCGUCGGCAUCAUGAUGAGGAAACGACUCCGGCUGAGACAUGAGGAGCUGGACUGUCACAUCCAAACACCCCGAAUCUACCUUUUCACACCACCUCCGAAACACUGCAACCCUCCAAAUAGGGAAAAGACUCCAGUCACAUGAUAGAAAAUCUAAUUAUCAUAAUGGACAAGACAGAUAUUGCAACCAAAAGCAACAGUGUCAAACAGUUUGUAUACUGUUGGAAAAAAUACACAAUAUUUAUUGUAGGUUGUAAAAAGUAAUUCUUUGUACCUAUCUAGAAAACAUGUUUUUUGUGAAUAGGUAACUCUGUGCAAAUAUUGUUGUUAUUAUAAUAUUAUUGUUAGUGUUAUUGUUUAUUACAAUGUGUUAUUAUGUUGAAAAUAUGUUUAUGUUUGGUGUUUUUGAGAAACAGCAACAAUAACUCGGUGAUGGGACAUUGGGAGGAUCCACCUAAGGAGCAUGUAUUGUAGGCUACCACGUUGGAUUACUUGACUGCUGGCAGUAUUCAGUCUCUAAGCUGGAAGUCGGGUCACUGUUGUGGUGAAUUUCUCGAACUUCCCUAAAUGUCUUCACCAGAACUCUACUCUACUGUAAAUCGGACAGUUUUUUUACUGCAAGAUACAAGCUGUUGACAGAAAGAUGGCAAAAACGGCAUUUCACGGGACAUGUAUGGAUAAAAAAAAAUGCCCGAAGACUGCGUCGUACAGUCACGUGAAUGAAAAGAUGAACGAUGUCUCAGUAGCCUCCUUUCAUUACGUCGUCCAGUCAGCCCUCAAUCUUAAAUCACCUGCCGAAAUCUUCCAAAAUCAGUUGCUGCCAAGUGUUUGUUUUGUUUAUAUGUGAAUAUCACAUCUCAAUGUUGUAUCCUUAACAAACGUGAUCUUUGUGAUAAGCUGUUUUAUGGGGGUAAAGGGUCUUUUAACAACACAAAAGCUGAAAAUAACAUUGCCUUCUCUUUUCUCUUUUGAGAUAAGGAAUUCCAGCAGGCAGCUAAAUGUGAGUUUGUGACAUUUUGUGAUUUAAAAAAAAAAAAAAUUUUCGAAGCAAGGCACCUUCUGUUCCCAAAGUGGUGAUCCCAACAAAGAGUGAAUACUUCACAUAUAUCUGUGGCAAAUGCAGCAGAGUCAGAGCAUGCACUUUGUUUGCUCUGCGGACCCUGUAGAGUAAAUCCAAAGUCUGCAUUCCUGCCAGUUUCAUAACAAAUAUUGGUCCUAUUUAGCCAUAAAAUAAGACUCUUAAAUUGAAUAACAGCUCACUUGCAAUUUGAAGGUCUACAAUUUUGACUGAUUGAGGAUGGUGAUUAUGUUGUAUCAGCUGGUUAAACAAUAAAUUCAGUAAAUUUGGUUAUAUUUGCUGUUAUAUAAGAUGUUUGUACUGAGUAACAUACAGUGAAAUCGACACAAGCACAAUAACAAAGUGAUCACCACAAAACCUGAAGAGAAACAUACCAAAAUAUCCAGAAGGUUACUUUUCAUUGUGCAUGGCAUGUACAGUGUAUGUAUAUGGUAUUUGUCUAAAAUGCUAUGUUGCUGUGGAUGUCAGUGAAUGUCUUUCUCAUUGUGGAAAUAUGGAAAUACUAUCAGUGCAAGAAAGAUGUGCUCACACCUUCUAUGGUAAGAAAUGCUGAAAGUACAGAAAGGUCAGAUUGUGAUUUUAAAACCUCUCUUUUUGGUUCUCUUCCUCUCUAUCUCUAUCUCUAUCUUGUCUGUCUCUUUCUUUGUACGUCUCUCUGCCCCUCUUUUUUUUUUUUUUUGCAAACAAAUUUGCAUAUAUUUCAAAUGUGCAUCUAUUUUUUUCUGUUAUUUUCUCUUUUUGGCAGACUUUGCUCUGGGUCAUUGAGGUAAAGCAAUGUAUGAUAUAAUGCACAGUUGAUGUUAUUGUAAUGACUUGUAAAAAAUAUUAUCUUUUCUUCCUCAUCCAUGUUGCUGACUAAUAAAUUAAAGCUCUAUAUUUUAUAAUAACAGAGAUUCUC